This is a messenger RNA of Stylonychia lemnae, 1206 nucleotides long. Lineage: Eukaryota; Ciliophora; Spirotrichea; Sporadotrichida; Oxytrichidae. The record is from the annotation of a GenBank genome assembly.
AUGGCCUUAUCCUCAAACUAUAAUAUUCCAAAAUCAAACAAUCUUGUGAAUAACAGCAACCACAGCUAGAGGCUUUAAAACACCCAAUUAUUCCAAUUUAACAUUGAAUAAUAACCGAUUACUCAUUAAUAGCCUAUUCAAACAAGAUAUAGUAAGACCAAUAGAGAAAAAGAGAGACUAAGCAUGUAAUAGCCAGAAGAAUCAUAUCAAGCCUCGCUCCAUUUGAUGGACCUCUCUUUACCUAAAAUAGUCAGCAAGAAUACUCGUAAUGGACAAAUAUCUGGAAAUACCCUCACUAAUGUCGUUAUUAGAAGAAAGAAUAGAGCAAUGAAUCUAUCAAUGUGUGACAGUGCUACUUCAACACAGAAUGAAAACUAGACUGACUGCAUAGAUAAGCAAAUUUUAAACAAUCCUCUCCUAACUUAUAACUAGAUACAAAGAUAGGUGCAGAACACUCUCUACACAAAUCCAAAUCUAGAGCAAUAAUAAAGCAACUCAGGAGUUUAGAGAAGAAAUAGUAUUGAAAACAGAUCCAAAAGUGUUAAAAGAGUAUAGGUUUAAUUCAGAAAUAAAGUCAUUUUAAUUCAAUAACCUAAGGGCUCAGAAAGUGUUCUCUCUAAAUUUUCAGUCAAUAAGGAAAACUCCAACAGAUCGAUUUCAGCUAAGAGAAAAUUAUCAAAUCCUUAAAAUCUAGGAAGUAAAAAUUAAUACAAAAGCCUUAGUAAUGAUUACGCUUAUGCAAGCUUGACUUAACUACCUCAAAAUCAUUCUUUUUCAACAAAUAAAUUUGGUUCAAAUAAAGAUCUCGAAAUAAUUAAAGUUGAUAAUCAAAUUGCAAGCAUUAUCAAAGACUAUUAAGAUGAAACAUUGAUUGAAAUUGAGAGUAAAAGAAUCAAUAACAGAGCUUAAAAUCCAAAUAAAGUUGCAUUUAGAAGAUUUGAAAUAAAUAAGCUAUAGAGGGAUUAAUAGAAUUUGAAGAGAAAUUAGAACAGAGAUCUUCAUUUUUAUGAGGGGAUUCAUCAUGGAUCAGUAGUGCUAGAAAGAAUUAAGAUUCCCUAAAGUAAAGAUUUUAAUUGCAAUCCUAUGAUUACUGAAGAUAUGACUGAUAGUUUAGAAUAAACUAAGACUAUUUCUCAGAUCUUGAUAUAAUCUCGUAAACUCUAGCCAAUUAUGGUUUAAGAUUUUAGUUCAUAUAUGGAUUAUUGA